Molecule: messenger RNA, 1476 nt
Organism: Arachis duranensis
Lineage: Eukaryota; Viridiplantae; Streptophyta; Magnoliopsida; Fabales; Fabaceae
Exons: 1
Coding region: 1-1476 (491 amino acids)
Source: RefSeq, a predicted model, not a curated record
AUGGAAGAAGAAAACGACACUCCUCUUCACAACGCAGAAUGCAACCAACCCUUCGCGAACCUAACCCAUCAGGAACCGAAGACCCGGUUCAUGACCCGAACACUCAAACCUGUUCCUUUCAAACCUUCUAAAAACCUCAACUUUGCGCGCCACGAGAAGCUCUUAAGGCGAAUCGGUCUCUGGGACUUCGCGCAUCUCGAAUUCGAUAGCCACAUUCGGGUUGAUCUCAUAGAACAGCUUGUAGAUAGUUACGAACCUUCCCUACGGUGCGGUUACGUCAACGGUGUUAGGGUUUCGGCGAAUCGAACUCAAUUGGGGAUAGCGCUGAAGCUGCUGCCCCUGAAGGAGGAGAAAGGUGAGAUUUUUGGACAAGUGUUGGAAGGUUUGGACUUUGCUGAAUCGGUUCAAUUCCUUGAGGAGUUUAUGUGGAAUUGGAUGGUUCUGCAUGAUGAUGAUGAUGAGGGUGUGAUGGUGAUGCCUGAUGAGGUUUUGGAGUGUGAAAGUUUGAUCAGGGAAGGCCAUUUUGGAAAGGUUGAUUGGGUUGGGUUGAUAUGGAGCAUGGUAGAGAGGGAGAUGAGGGAGGUUGGGUUGGUUAAGUGUUACUAUGCCUCUCAUUUGCAGCUCUUGAUCCAGGUGCAAUGUGAGGAGUUGUUGAAGGAAGUUCCUUUGGUAGUAGAGGUUGAUGAUGAGUUUCAGGAGCAUAAUACUGAACUCAGUUCUGGGAAUGUUAAAUUACAAAAGAAGAGCAUUGAAGGGGACAAGGAAAUUUUGGAUUUUGGUUUGGAUGAUCAUCUGGGUAAGCCGAUUUUGCUGCAAUGUGAUGUUAAUGUGAAUAGUUUCGACUACGUGGAAGAGAAAGAUGAUGAAGAGUAUGAGAAUGAUUCUUUGGAGUUGAAUUCUGAAAGAGACUUUAUCUCUUCUCAGGAUGAUCUUGAAAUGACUUCCGGAAGUUUAUUUGUUGGUAAGGGUCACAAGAGAGCAAUUGAAUUGGAUUAUGAUAACACAAAUCUUUCUUUGAGUGGCAAUAACAAGAAGCUGAGAAUAGAUAAUAAUCCAUGUAAUAAUGCUGAGCCUGUUGACUUUGAUGCCUGUAUGGCACGGAUGCAAGAUUGGAUGGGGAAGGCUACAUUGAUGUAUGCAACAAAGAACAGGUCUUGUGAAGACUCUGCAAUGAGUCUACAGAAUCUACUAAACGAGAUUCAGAACCGCGACAACAUGAUAGAGGAUUUGCGCAGGGAAAUGGUGGAUGAAAGAAAGAAGGGACAGAUGAAUUUGUAUAGACUACAGAAGGAACUUGACAUGAUGGCAAGGCUUCUGGAGGAAUACAGAAAGGCCUUGAGGGAAACUCACAAGGCUUUUGCCGAAUACAGAGCAAUCAUCGAGCACAAGCCGAUCACCAAGAAGGGACAGUUGAAGAAGAAGCAUUUGGCCAUUCAACAGAACUUGAAGGAGGACCACGUAAAAACAAUUGCAUGA